CCUACCCCUCACCUUUUACUCUGCUGCUAUCGUCAUCGUCAAUCGACAUCAUUUGAAUUGGUACACCCAUCUUUUUCACUUUUUCGGUUUUUCGCUGCAUCCAAGACCGAAAAAUCCAAAAUGCAGGGCAUGAGCAUUGCUGGAAUGAAAAAACACCCCUCUCUCAUCCCUCUCUUUGUCUGUAUUGGUGUGGGAGCUGCAGGGGCACUUUACUACACUCUGCGCCUUGCUACCCGCAACCCCGAUGUCACUUGGAACAGGACAACCAACCCCCUGCCCAACCAAGAGUUUGCCAAUAAGCAGUACAAGUUCUACUCUCCCGUAAGGGACUACUCGAAGAUUGAGAGCCCCGCUCCUAAGUUCUAAAUUUCUGGGAAGAUGGAACAACCAUUAGUUCAUGAUCAUGAACUAGAUUUAAAAAUUUCCAUGAAUCUUCAUAGUAUCUGGAGUUGUAAAAAAAUCCAAAGCUAGAAACUGAGUAAUAUGUUGAACCUUUUUAUUUCCCAAAAGUUGUAAAUAAUAAAUAAUUCUACUGUUUGGCCAUUA
This is a messenger RNA of Neocloeon triangulifer, 546 nucleotides long. RefSeq names its product cytochrome c oxidase subunit NDUFA4 (gene ND-MLRQ). Bases 121 to 366 code for a protein of 81 amino acids. The transcript has 3 exons. Lineage: Eukaryota; Metazoa; Arthropoda; Insecta; Ephemeroptera; Baetidae. The record is from RefSeq and is a predicted model, not a curated record.